UAAAAAGGAAAUGUUAAUGUUAAUAAAGUUUGUUGGAGUUGCAACGGUGACGUCAGAGCGGGUGUAGCAAGAUGGCGGCCCCGUUGGCGGCGGAGGGUGCCUCUUCGGAGGACGAUGAAGACAGCGGCGGGAGGAAGGUGCGGGGCAGGCCCCGGCUGACAGACACGGACCGGGUCCGGCGCCGACUGGAGUCCCGGAAGAAGUACGACUGCCGCCGGGUGUACCUGGGAGAGGCGCACGGAGCCUGGGUGCAGCGGAGAGAGAAGGGGGCGGAGAGCGAGGGCGGGGCCUGGACUGACGCCAAGCUGGCCGCUUACCUGCUGGAGCUGGAGGCGCGAGGGGGUAACUCCUUCCCCUUGAAUGGUCCAAUGGAGCCGUCCUUAAAGCCGCAUGAAGAGCAUCAGACGGGCUCACCGCACAGGACUAGACAGCGAGACUGUGUGAACAAUCUGCUCAGCUUGGUGACCUGGUACUGCGGUCACAAGAGCCACUGCCCUCACGAGCCUGGCCUAUCGGAGCUGAACUCUGGGAAUGACUUCUAUACCACGGUGGUGUGGCAGUGCCAGGCAGGACACCACUUUUACCAGGAAUUGCACUGUCCCUUGAAGGCUCUAAACCAAAUGGGAUAUGAAGAUGGAGCGGAGUCAGAUGAUGACUCCUCCCGGUCUGCCCCCCUGAGCCAGUCCACAGGAACGUGUCUAAACUCAGAGCAGCCUGUUCACGCUUUGUACUCCCAGCCAUUGGAGAAUGUGACACAGGGGGAGGCUGUGUGCACGGAUGACACAGAGACAGUAGUGUGUGUCCCCAUGGAGUCUGCAGCCAGGGAGCUCUUUGAAGGAGUAACCCAAGAAGCUCUGGGACAGGUGGUGGCUGCUGGCUGCCCUUCUCAGGUCAUCAUCAUUGCCGGACCCGGGUAUGAGGCAUUGGCAGCCGAGGGGAUUCAGCUGGACAUGGCGAAUGGGUGCAGCGAGGAAGAAGGCACCGGUACAGUACUUGAGGCCGUGUCUGCAUUCACACAGACUGAUGCAGAGGAACAAGAAGAGGAGCAGAGUGGUGCAGUGACCAUGACAGAGGAGGACGCACUGUACACCCUGGAAGGGGAGCCGGAGGAAUGUGAAGCUCCCAGACUGGUACUCAGUUCCCAGUUACCUGAUGCUGACUCCAUGGAGGAACUAUCUGGACCGGGACCUUUGGUUAGCGUGGACUGCCAGGCAGAGAACACAGCGCAGGUUCCAAGAGAGCCUGAGAAGAAGAAGAAUCGAAGAUCCCGUGCUGCAGAUGCUGAUGGAGUGUUGGAGAUGUUCCACUGUCCCUAUGAGGGCUGCGCCCAGGUCUACACGGCCCUCGCCAGCUUUCAGAAUCACAUCAAUUUGGUGCACAGGAAAGGCAGGACCAAGGUGUGCCCAGAGGCCGGCUGCGGGAAGAAAUUCUACCUGUCCAACCACCUUCGCCGCCACAUGAUCAUACACACAGGGAUCCGCGAGUUCAUCUGUGAGACGUGUGGCAAAUCAUUCAAAAGGAAAAGUCACCUGGAGGUGCACAGAAGAACCCACACAGGGGAGACCCCUCUACAGUGUGAGGUUUGCGGGUACCAGUGCCGGCAGCGUGCCUCUCUUAACUGGCACAUGAAGAAACACGGCUCGGAGAUCCAGUACAGCUUCUCCUGCGAGCAUUGCGGCAAGCUUUUUGAGAAACGUGAGAGCGUCAAAUUCCACAAACUAAAGAGCCACCCAGAAGGAGAGGUCACGUGACAUGACACAAGGGUUCAGCUGACCGAUACGCAUUCAUGUUACACUGAGGGAAAUUAGAGGGUACAGGGUCAGAUGAAUGUGCCCCACCCUGGUAGGACGUAGUAUGUGAAGAACAUCCAUUAGUGACUGCU
Molecule: messenger RNA, 1882 nt
Organism: Nanorana parkeri
Lineage: Eukaryota; Metazoa; Chordata; Amphibia; Anura; Dicroglossidae
Gene: ZNF653
Product: zinc finger protein 653
Exons: 10
Coding region: 72-1751 (559 amino acids)
Biological process (GO): regulation of transcription by RNA polymerase II
Cellular component (GO): nucleus
Molecular function (GO): transcription coregulator activity
Source: RefSeq, a predicted model, not a curated record